Messenger RNA from Harmonia axyridis, 1890 nucleotides. RefSeq lists its product as uncharacterized. Lineage: Eukaryota; Metazoa; Arthropoda; Insecta; Coleoptera; Coccinellidae. Gene Ontology annotation, cellular component: nucleus. Gene Ontology annotation, molecular function: DNA-binding transcription factor activity, RNA polymerase II-specific; RNA polymerase II transcription regulatory region sequence-specific DNA binding. The record is from RefSeq and is a predicted model, not a curated record.
AUUUAAUAACAUUGUACCGGUUUUAGGAAAAUAAACGAGAUGGUGUAUAUUUUGAAUGAACCGCCAGAACUAAGCCAUAGCCAAUCAGAUGAUUCCACAUAGCUGUUCAAAAUUGACGUGUCAUUUUUCUUGAAUAUUCCUCGAUCAAUAACAAUAAUUCCCCUACUACAACCUGCUACACAACAGUGAACUCAAUACUAAGAGGCAAAACUGGAAAUUUCAUCCUAGAAUUGCAUCAGCAAUUUUAUUAUAAUUGGGAGUUCUGUCGCCGGUAUUACCCUUUCGUCUUGACUUUGCCUUUUAUUUAUAAAAUUUUGUUGGUGGUGAACGAUACAAGUGAUUGUGUAUUGGUGGUUCCCCAGAUCUUUUUGGGAUGAAUUCGUCAGAGUUUUUGAGAAUAUUGGGUAUUGAUGUUGAUCAAAAUGAAGUUCUGGAAGUACCAAGAGCGAAGAAACGUCGGCUCGAUCACCUAACUUGGGAUGAAAAAAUUCAAAGAAAAAAAUUGAAGAAUCGAGUUGCUGCCCAAACAUCCAGAGAUAGAAAGAAAGCAAGAAUUGAACAGAUGGAAAGUGCCAUUACUGAAUUGUGUACUAGAAAUGAUACUUUGUUGUCUGAAUGCGAAAAUCUCAAAACUUUGAAUGAACAAUUGUCCAAAGAGAAUGCAGAGCUGAAAGCUAGGUUGAGCGAACCAUGCUUGAGUUGUAAAGAAAAACGUUCUGUUGGACCUGAGUCUGAUGAAGGAUCAUCUGAAUCUCUUCUUCUGCCGAUGGGGUCAGACACAAGUCCAGCUGUACGUUUAUCCAAAACUCAAACAUUCCUCAAAAUAGCCCUAGUGCCUUCUCUACCGGACUUGCUCGAUGACCUCCACAACGACAUCGACUUUGAGUCUUUGGAGCAACUUGCAGAGAGCCUCCUUGAAGAUAUCGCCAGAGACUUGGAAAAUGCUGCUCAGAAAGCAGAUUGUGAAGUACAAAGCAUCGAUGAAAGUGGAGGACAAGGAACUACCAGGCCAGUGGUGGGGGAAGCAUCAAAAAAAUUGGAAUCCACUAGAAGUUCUGUGCUGAAUACAGAAAAGGAGAAGUCAUUAGAAAAUGAUAUCUCUCAAUAUCUCUUACUACACCAUAAUUAUACAAAACCAGGCCCCGAUCCAAGGGAAUUACCAAAACCUAAAAAUAAAUGUAAAAAGGACACUAAAUCUAAAACUGUACUACGCACAAAUUCAAAAUUGAAAAAGAUCAUUCCAAAAAUUCCAUUUAAUAUUUUAACUCCAAAAGGUUUACAUUUCCAGGAUGAAUCAGUUCAAAACUUGAUUAAAUGUGAACCAGCAAUAGAAUGCUCCAAACCUAUUAUAAGCUUAGACUAUAUAUUGAAAGAAAAAACAUCAGAUCUCAAGGAUGUGAAAAUUCCAAAAAUCAUUAAAUGUGAACCAGUGUUAGAAUGUAAUCCUUCAGUAAAUCUUGACACCAGUUUAGAAAAUUUAGAUGUAAUAUAUGGAACUUAUGAUGAAGCUACUAAUUGUGUAACUAUCGUUAUUAAUGAAGAUGGUACCAAUGCAAUAGAUUCUGAAGAAAUUGUGUUAUCUCCAGAAAACACAGUUUCUUCAGAUGAUGUUCAGAAGUCAUCAAAUACUUUAAGUUUACCAUUUUCAAAAAUUGUAAAUGGAAGUGUUUCCCCCAUCUCAAGUUCAGGAUCUGAUUGUGGAUAUGAAUCUUUGGGUUCACCAUCAUCACAUUGUGAAAAUGAGUGGGCGGAAAUGUCUGAAUUAUUUCCCACUUUGCUUUAAAAAACUGCAUGUACGAAAAAUAUAUUUAUUUAUUUUUGUUAUACACAUAUCUGUUGAAUUUAUGUUUAGAUUAUAUAUUGUAAUAAAAUUAUGUAUAGUAAGAGAAA